This is a messenger RNA of Paramisgurnus dabryanus, 4002 nucleotides long. It is a transcript of the gene myoc, whose product is annotated as myocilin. Gene Ontology annotation, cellular component: Golgi apparatus. The record is from RefSeq and is a predicted model, not a curated record. Gene Ontology annotation, biological process: signal transduction; osteoblast differentiation. Lineage: Eukaryota; Metazoa; Chordata; Actinopteri; Cypriniformes; Cobitidae.
GUAACGUGCCCAGACUCAGACAAACUGACUUUAGACCUGAAGACACAAUCAUACACAUCAACCACCAAAGCAAGAAGCAGAGAAGAAAAGACGAAAGAUCAAAAGAAAUCGACUGAACAGACUCGGGUUAGAAAGGUCAUCAAAGGAACGUCGAAGAAGUGAGCGGCUCUUAGGUGCACGGGAAGGACCAGAUUAGUGCUGGUGAUAAAGAGGUAGACAUCAGUCAUCAACAGUAACACGGUCAAAGAAACAACAUGUGGUUUUUGGCAAUAUUGUGCGUUUCCUCCCUGAUGAUGGGCACCAAGGCUCAAAGCAGUGCUAGUUUUUACCGUGGAAAUGACCGUAGUGGCCGUUGUCAGUACAGUUUCACGGUGGACAGUCCCUCUGAAGCCAGCUGUCCAUCAGUGGGUUCGACCCCUGAGGUGGAGUCCUUAAAGUCUCGUCUGGGGAUCCUGGAGACGCUGGUCAACCGCCUGGUCGGAGGGGAUGAAUCGGAAAGAUCUGGAUCUCAGUCAGGCCUCCGGGAUGCAUACACCCAGGCAAUGCAAGAGAACGCUCUGCUUCAGAGAGACAAGCAAAGACUGAACACACAGAUCCAGGAUCUACAGAAGCAGGUGGAAGAGCUCCGUCAGGAGGCGGAGAGGCUGAGAAACAAACCCUGCACGCCUUCUCCCAGAGUGCCCAUGAAUAACAACAUGCGCAGACUGGGAUCAGGACUUGCACCCACCCACCUUGCAUCCAGACCAGGGAAUACACAAGGUGACAGUUUGCCAGAUCCUGCUUGGCGUUUGGAAAAUCCGAGCUAUCAGGAGCUGACAGCCGUGGUGACUGAAGUUUCUGCGCCGAAUCUGGAAGGUCCAGUGGACAUCAAAGGUUGUGGUGACCUUGUGUGGGUAGGCGAACCUGAGACGCAUCGCAAGGCUGAUACUAUUGCUGGAAAGUAUGGUGUCUGGAUGCAAGACCCAAAAGCCAAGGACCCUUACGAUUCUGAGAUGGUAUGGCGCAUCGACGCAGUGGGCUCUGAAGUCCGUCAACUCUUCGGGUAUGAAAACAUGGACCAGCUGGCACGUGGCUUCCCCACUAAGGUCCUCCUCCUGCCAGAAGCUGUGGAGAGCACGGGUGCCACCAUGUACGAAGGGUCCUUGUAUUACCAACGUAGACUCAGCCGCACACUCCUAAGGUACGAUCUACACUCCGAGAGCAUUGCAGCACGUCGUGAUCUUCCCCACGCUGGCUUCCACGGACAAUACGCUUACUCCUGGGGUGGCUACACGGACAUUGACCUGGCAGUAGACGAAAACGGGCUCUGGGCCAUCUACAGCACCAACAAAGCCAAGGGCGCUAUUGUGAUCUCCCAGCUGGACCCUCAGACUCUGGAGGUGAAAGGGACGUGGGAGACUAAGAUUCGCAAGACAACGGUCGCUAAUGCUUUUAUGAUCUGUGGCAAGCUGUACACGAUCGCUAGUUACACCACACCAAACACUACCAUAAAUUACAUGUACGACACCGCUACCAGCCAGGGUAAAGCGAUUUCGGUUCCCUUCAAAAACCGCUAUCGCUACAACAGCAUGGUGGACUACAACUCGGUCCACAGGAAGCUGUAUGCUUGGGAUAACUAUUACAUCGUAUCUUAUAAUGUGAGGCUAGGCAAGCAGGAGUAAAGCGCAGAGAUCAGUUUACAUUUUCUAUAUUGCCAUGCUUCUAGAAGCGUUUUGUGAUGUUUUACCAGGAAAAUAGCUAAUGUCGGAUUAACUGAUAUUCACGGAUAAAAAUAAGACAGUUUCACUAUUAAAAAACCAUAUUAGGCAGGUUCAUACAGAAAUUAUGAUGUUGUUGGUAACAUUUUCCUGAUAACAUUUAAGCACAAAACACCUGUUUAUGACCUUUCUUGGUAAUGUAGAAAAAACACACAGACACAGUACUGAGUGACUGCUUAUAUUUACGUUAUUAAAUGAAUUUAUAUUUUUGUAUAUUUGUCUGUAAUGCUCGUAGUGAUAAAAAUGCCUUAAAGGUCACCUAAUAUAGAAAAAUUCAUUUUUAUUUGUUGUUUGAACAAAAUUGGGGAUCGCCUGUGUGUGUACACAACCAAUCUGCCCACUCCAUUUUUUAAAUGACCAUAAAAUCUCAACAGUCUCAUGGGACAUGCAUUUAUUAAAGCAACACUAAAGAGUUUUUGCUCUUUGCUCCCCCUACAGGUUGGAAGCGGAAUUGUCCAUUACCACUGUCGUAAAUAAUUUAGCCUACUGCAGCAAACUGGCUCUGAUUGGAUUGUAGGUCUGCCAUAAAGCAAGUUUUUGUAGUUUUCACUCCAACUACAGGACCGCGACCCGAUGGUUGGAAACUUCUUUAGUGCGGUUUUGGCCAAUAGAGGGCUGCAAAGCUAAUGUGAAAGUGCCGUUCACCCUGUUUCGAGUGAAUGAACGACUGAAACUUUUUUGGAAACGUUAUUUUAAGGUAAAAAAAAACUUUUUGGUGUUGCUUUAAACAAACUGAUGUCACUUUGCGCAAGCCCCACCCACAACUGUCCAUUAAAGACCACAGCUAGGUCAUCAUUUGUAUUUUAAAUCACCUUUACAUAAUUUAUUCCACCAUGUUCAUUAUGAACAAUGAAGUAAAGUGAUUGUCUUAUUAAAAACGGCGUAUGUUUAGGAUAUAAAAAACAAUAGAGGGUAUUCAUUGACGUCACUUUUCCAUGUGACCACGCUGGAGCUCUCCCUGUUGAGUGGCAAACAUUCAACAAAAUUGCUGCAGAACGUCAGUAAAACUGACUAUUAUCAGCUUAAAUUUAAUUUAGUUAGCCUUAACAGUGAUCCUAACAACUUACCAAACAACCAGUAGUCUGUGGACAUUGGCCAGACGUUUGUCUUGCCUAACACUAUUAAACCAUCUCACCUUUGAAUAACACAAGGCUCACAGAAUAAGAACACAGAAUAAGACUAUUCAUUGGUGUAUUUUUCAUAGGACCCCCCCCCCCGCCAAAAAAAAAAAAACUUUACAUACCUGACAUACGGGUACUGCUACUGAUUUACUUCUCAUUUGAGUGGCAAAACAUUCAACAAAAUGGCUGACUGUUCUAGCGGCGGCCUCGAAAAUGUCAGUAUAAUUGACAAAAAUUAAAUUUAGUUGCACUUGAUAGUGACCCUAGCAACUUGUCAACCCACCUCUGGUCAGUGAACGUUGUUGGCAUGGACGAUCCAUUUACUUCUCCUUUCGGUGUUUCUUGGCAGUCUGUAAAACGAUAGCUCAGAAUUCUUGUUAAACUGUUAGAACAGUCUAUCGCACAACGGCAUUUUCCAAUUUAGACGCGUUUUGCCCGUUUUUUCCUGAUUUUACACUGUAUACAAAUUCUGCCGCUGUCUUUUGCCACUUAGUGGGCGUAACCGCAGCCACUUUCGCCGAGGGUGACGUCAUGUGCAUAUAAACGGGGCAGAAAGCAGCAACUAAUUUGCAUUUAAAGCGACACAUUCAGGGGAAACCUGACUUACAUUUUGAAAAAUUACCAUAUCAGGUGACGUUUAAGGUUUAAUUCCUUUGACCAACAAAUUCCAAAAUGGAUAAACUAUCUAGUCAUGUAUCAUGAUGACCAGUUUAUGAUGAAAUGAGGUCACAUUUUCUUUCUCAGUGGAUGUGUCCGUUUAAUGUUUUAAGAGAGAAACUAUUUUUCUACCUUUGUAAUGUCUCGUAUGUUUGUGUUCACAGCACUGAAUAUAGAUUCAAAGAAAAUAAAAGAGGGAAAAUAUAAUGGCACAAAAGACUGCCUUAACUGAUAGAUUGUACAAAGAGGAAGACGAUUUGUGUGUUAACUUUUAUAUUUUUUCUUGUGUAAAUGCUCAAAUCCUAAACUCUUUACACAAAGUUAAUGUUCACUGUUGUCUUUUGAAUUUGCAUUUUCAAACAUAGUCAUGUGCUGCUUUGAGAUGCUAAGAGCUGGGAUCUUGUAGCUACAGAAGUGUAUUAACUUAUAUGCAGAUAUAUAAGAUAAAUAAAGAAAAUUGAAGUCAA